Messenger RNA from Maniola jurtina (meadow brown), 4649 nucleotides. RefSeq names its product large neutral amino acids transporter small subunit 1. Gene Ontology annotation, molecular function: L-amino acid transmembrane transporter activity. Gene Ontology annotation, cellular component: membrane. The coding region runs from base 123 to 1589 and encodes 488 amino acids. Lineage: Eukaryota; Metazoa; Arthropoda; Insecta; Lepidoptera; Nymphalidae. The record is from RefSeq and is a predicted model, not a curated record. Gene Ontology annotation, biological process: amino acid transmembrane transport. The transcript has 13 exons.
UCGCAGACCGGCUUGGCGGGCAUAGUCGCCCCUCUCGAAAAAGGCGGGAAAUAUCAGUUUAGUGUCUCUCAAAUUUUAUUUAAAUAUCGAAACCCAAAAAUUAAAGUGAAAACCAUAUAAAAAUGGCACCCCAAAGUAAAGCAACCGAAGAAGACUGCAGUGACACGGAAAAUCUUAAAUCAGACCAGGAAGAUGUCAAGUCCGGGGGAGCGUUGGAGGCGAAAAUGUCGCUGCUGAACGGGAUCACGGUGAUCGUGGGUUCGAUUAUCGGCAGCGGCAUUUUCGUGUCUCCCACUGGAGUGCUGAAGUACACGGGGUCGGUGAAUGCUAGUCUGGUUGUAUGGGUGGCUUCUGGCGUCUUUAGUAUGAUCGGUGCGUACUGCUACGCGGAGCUGGGUACGAUGAUCCGCCUCAGUGGAGCAGACUACGCGUACAUCAUGGAGACGUUUGGACCCUUCGCUGCUUUCAUACGACUCUGGAUCGAGUGUAUGAUCGUCAGGCCUUGUUCACAGGCAAUCGUAGCGUUAACUUUCAGCGUUUACGUGCUCAAGCCAAUAUUCCCUGAGUGCGACCCGCCUGAAGAUGCCACGCGGUUACUGGCUGCCUGUUGUAUUUUACUCCUCACGUUUGUGAACUGCUGGUCAGUGAGAGCGGCCACGCGCGUGCAGGACUGGUUCACUUACGCCAAGCUGCUGGCUCUGUUCAUCAUCAUAGCGGCCGGGAUCUACCAGCUGUGUCGAGGCAAGGUGGAACAUUUCACCUUCGAGGGCACCACAAGUGAUGUUACAUCCAUAGCUCUGUCUUUCUACUCGGGUCUCUUCGCGUAUAAUGGAUGGAAUUACCUCAACUUUAUUAUUGAAGAGCUCAAAGACCCGGUGCGCAACCUGCCGCGCGCCAUCGCCAUCUCCUGCGCACUGGUCACCGUUGUCUACACCCUCACCAACGUUGCUUUUUACACCACCUUAUCUCCUACUGAGGUGUUAGGUUCAGCGGCAGUAGCUGUUACAUUCGCCGAGCGCCUGUUCGGCUGGUUUGCUCUCUCCAUACCGCUGUUCGUAGCCGCUUCUACCUUCGGCGCUGUCAACGGAGUAUUGCUGACUUCAUCAAGAUUAUUCUACGCAGGCGCAGCGCAAGGUCAACUCCCCGGUAUGCUAACAAUGGUGACCAGUCGCGCUACGCCCGCACCGGCUGUGUUGGCCGUAGCGUUAUUAUCACUCCUCUACCUCACUGUCUCUGACAUAUACGCUCUUAUCAACUACGUUGGAUUCGCCACUUGGUUAAGUAUAGGAGCCGCAGUGCUCUGUCUGCCAGUCCUGCGUUACACACAACCAAAUCUAGAACGACCUAUUAAAGUAAAUUUGUUCUUCCCAGUUGUGUACAUAAUCUGUACGAUAGCUGUAGUGGCAUUUCCCGCCUACGCGUCUCCGGCCGAGACCGGGGUCGGGUGUCUGAUGAUAUUGACGGCCGUGCCGGUGUAUCUGCUACUGCUGGAGCCUAGGACUAGACUGAAGGGGCUUGGAGCUAUCACUGAUGCAGCAACACGAUUGAUUCAAAAAUUAACGUUAUCCGUUCGACCAAAAAUGAAGUGAACUAUACCUCAAAGGACCAAUGGAGUAUGCCUGUGGACAUAUCCGACGAAACUCAGUCAGUAUUUAGUAUAGACGUAAAAACACGUUAGACACGCGAGCUGUGUAUAAUAUAUACAAAUUACAAACAUAUUACAUUAUGUAUAGACAUGUAUAACUAUAUGUAUAAAUAUACAAAUCAAAAUGUAUAACUGUUUAACUAAGGUUGUAUUAUUAAGACGAAAAUGCUUGCCAACUACAAAAAAUCUAGGAUUUUGUAGAUCAAAUAUAUUAUUUAUACGUCAGGGAUUUGAUUAUUUAAUUUGCGGAACGCAUUAGAAAGUUUUAGCUAUAAUAUAUUUUGCACUCACCUAUAUAAAAUAGUAUAUUUUAUUAUAUUUUGUAUGUUGCGGGUAGUUUGCGAAACUUUGAUCUUAACAAUGCGAUUAUCGCAAUCAAUCUUAUUGGCUGAUACUUUUGAACUCCAAUUUUAAUAUAUUUACUAUGAAUUACUAUGCCGUAUUCCUCAUUCCUUAGAGUCAUUACCUCUUCCAUUAAUCGUAUAAUGGUAGUGGGGUUUUGUGAGAUAAUUAGUUAGGUAUAUGGAUUUUUUUUUAAUUUAAAUUAGGUAUGACGAAUUGUUUUUGAGGACCUCCAUGGCGUAGUGGUGAAUUAUGUGUGGGUCUUAUAAGUGGGACGCCCCGGGUUCGAUUCUCGGAACCGGGAGUUUGUUUUGAAAAUAUCUUUAUUUAUAUUCAACAAUAGUAAUAUAUACAUUACUGCGGCGCAGUUUUUUGAGAGAUAAGGAACUUAUAAGGAACUUUUUGUGUCUUUAAAUACUUAUUUAAAAAAAAAACAUAGUUUAUGCCCUAAGAGGUAAUGAGUAGGUAUUAGGGUUCAAUAAAAUUGCAAUAACCCUUCCAAGUUAGUCCGCUUCUAUUUAAUUUGGGAUCAUCAUUUACCACCAGGUGAAAUAGCAGUCAAGUAGGUUUUUUCCAAUUUGCUCAGCCAAUAUCAAUGAUUGCGACGAUUGCUAUCGCUGUAAUACGUAAUAUAGUGACUCUUGUAUACAUGUUAAUAUAUUGAAAAAGUGUUUCGAAAAUAUAUACAUAGACCCUUUAUACACAGUAAAUAAGAAGUGAUAUUCAAUUGAAAGUACAAUAAAUGACGUAAACUUUACUUUUUACACGACUGUCUGAAAAAAUGACUGUAAUGUUUUUAGCGUCUUUAUCAGUUUUUUUUUUAUUCCGUCAUAACUUUUAAAUGCCUGAACAGAUUUGGGUGUAUUGGGUAUUGUUAGAAUCCUUACACCAUAUCCCGAGCGACACUGGCUACAAUUUAUUUGAAAAAAUUCAAUAUGGUGGCUGCAUGGCGCCAUUUUCAAACGUGAAAAUUUAUUUUUUUUGUUAUUUGGCAAACCAGUCGUGUUUUAUUUUUUAUUUUUUGAGCAACAUUUUAUUGCUUUUACUUUAGUCGAUUGGUCAUUUAAUAGACGAUAGGUUUUGCAAUUAAGUAGUUAUUUUUAAUUUAGUGAAAAUAUAGAUCUUUUUCAUUUUUGUGCUAUUUUUAAGCUUUUUUUAAGUGCGUUUUUUAAAAUAUGUAUUACCUAUCAAUGAAAACAAUUUCUCAGAGGACAAUAUUUCAUAUUAAGCUGUAGCUUUUAUAAUUGUAGUUAGAUUUAUGAUAUUAAUGGUUUGUAUUGUAACUUGUAUGCAUGUAGAUUGUUAAAGAGCAAAUGAAAAAAUAAAUAAAAAAAUGUUACUAGUAAUCUUUGCGUCUAGCACAAAGCAAGAACAAAUAUUUGUGUAGGUAUAUGUAUGUAAGGCGAUUGGAAUAAAAAAAGUUCACUAUUAAUUUAAUUUAGACUGGAUAUUAAUGGGGAUUAGGGAUGAAAAAUGCUUAAAUUCUCCAUUUUUUUUAAUGAAUUACUAUUGAUAAUAUUACAUUAAAAUAAUAUGUCUCUUGUUUAGGACUUGGCCGAGCCACAUUGGUUAAAAAGUGUAGAUUCUUUCACAUUCAUUGAAAAUGUUAGAAUGUGCGAGAGAAAAGCAAGCUUAGCUAACCACAGCGCCUGUAGUAUGCGCAUAGCAAUGCAAGCGAAUUAUCCUACCUCAGGUCCGUCAUUUUUUGGAUUUAUCUGUGCGGAUUUCAAUUUUUUUUUACAAAAUGGCUGUGUUUCCAAUUUAAAUUGUAUGCCCAAAGACAUUGCUAAGUAAUAUACAUUUUCGCUAGCAACUACUUUAUUAAUUAUUUCAUAAGUAGCCUAGUUUUUAUUUUUGAAUCUUUUUUUAUAUUAUCUGAAUUAUAUUAACUAUAAUGACUAAGUCUUAGGGUUUUUGUACAUACCUAAUUAAAAUUAUAACAUACUGGAACAUUCCAUUGAAAAAACUGCCAUGAUUCGAAUUGAUGAAUUGUUUUUUCAAAAGAUCUCUUUUGUUAAUACAUAUUUUAUGUAUAAUUUUAUGUUUAUUAAAAAUAAAUAUUGUGUAAAAUAUUUCAUGUUUAUGAUUCUGGGGGUUUAAGCCCCUGAAAAAAUUGUGUUAUUUUUGAUGAAAAAAAUAUCUAUGUCAAUAUCACUAUAUUUUUUAGAAUUUAAAUAAGUACAAUUAUUUGCUUAGGUAUGUCCUACUACAUAUAUUAUGUUCCUUUUAUAGGUCCGUAUUAAAAAAGUAAAUUACUCUAAUAUCUGAUUAAUGUUAAGUAUUGAACCUACAUGAUCAGAUAUAUUUUUAAUUUUUUUAAUCAAUAAAUUGAUUUGUGAUUAUAAUAUAUUUUGUGAAUCGCAAAGUCAUCUUAGGAUAAAGUAAUAAACUUAAUGUUAAUACAUGCCAUUUAAUUUUACUUCUUCAGUUUGUAACACGGAUUAAAAGGAUAGUACUUGGGUAUAAUUUUAAGAUGGGCAUCUAUGCAAAUAUAUUUUUCAUAGAGCAUGUGCGUUCGCGGAUAAGCAUGGAGUGUUAGAAUUUUAAACAAAUUUCAAUUAUGGUAGGAAUUGUCUUGUAAAAAUGUUGUGUAUCGUUGUUUCUGUUACGCGCUGUGCGUUGUCUGCAGACGCAAUGUGACAAUAAUAAAUUAUUCAAUACA